CACUCACAGUGCCUGGGCGAGAUCUUGGCCGGACUUAGGAUCUGUUACUACUACUGAGCUCCACCUCCGUCCUGGGCCCGCAGACACAUCCAGGGGCCCGGACGCCGGGAACUCAGAGAGCAGCACAUCUCAGGGAUAGUGUUCUACUGGGCCGUUCACUAUGAAACUUGCUUGUCAGCGCUGUAAGCGCAAGAAGAUUAAAUGCGAUAAAGCCGCCCCUGUCUGUCAUCAGUGUGUUAUCGCAAAGACCGAGUGUCAGUAUCUCGAACGACGCCAACGGCCUCGGCUUGCACAGCAGAGAGGCGCGACCACAUCACUGAACCAGCGACUAGAGCUGCUUGAAAAGCAAAUCAGCAAUGUUGGCCACCGUGCUGAGCUUGCACCGCAACGAUCGCGAUCGGUCUCAGCAUCAGUGACUACAUCCACAUCAGAUAAUGCAAACCGUGAUCUUGCUAUCGAUUCACCUCCGACUGCUACAUUUCGGGCAACAGAGAGCGGAGAAGACCUUUGGGUUUACCGUAUGGCCACUGAUACAAAGAAACAACUACAGUCCCAAACCACACCAAUCACUACCCCAACACCACAGAUUGACACCGACAUGUCUGCUCUGAAUGAUGCCUUGGAGGAUCUCGGAAAACUCAAGCUUCGAGCCAAUCUCAUACAAGGAAGGGUCGUCUUAACAAUUCCACUUGAAGAAGCAAAACACUGCCUCGAAUCUUUUAUUGAGAUGAUGAACACGUUGGUAGUACCGGGCGCCUUUACAGCGGCUCUCGACGUGAACCUUCUACGGUCGCUCCCAUACGUCAUCGACUCACCUCACAUCAAGGUCGAUCCAGGGGUCCACGUUAUGUACUUUGCAGCAAUUUACUAUGGUCUCAAUCAAACGCGUGGGCCUGGGGAUACACUGACUCAAACUGCAUAUCUGAAAGCGUUAGAACACGUUCCUGCUUGGUUGGAAGCUCCUACUGGAACAUCUAUGGAUGGAUACACGGCAGCGUUAAGCGCCUGGGUUGCGAUCAAUAAUCUGGACUAUCAGCUUUCAUGGAAGUUCCAUCUGAAAUCUUGUCACUAUCUGAAGAGCAAGGGUAUUGACAAUCUGGAUGCCACUCCAGCUAACUCAAUUAAGGAAGAAGAGGAAAGAGAGCCGCUUAGAUAUCUCUUCUGGCAAGUUCUAUCGACAGAUUGUCUGUUCCGUUUGUUCUGGGGGAGACCCACUGUACUGAGAUGGAAACCGCAGACCGUCAGGCCACCGGCUGUCUUACACCCCAAGCAUAUGCAUCCGCACCCUACUCAGGUCAUGCUCUUAUGCAUCUGGAUAGACUACACAUCUCGAACGAUUGAGCAAAUUAGUUCCAUUGAUAACGCUACGGCUGAAGGUAUCAGUGUCUCUCAUGACGUGGACGAUUGCUGCCGCAAGCUCGAAGUGAUAGUGGCAGACUGGAAGAUGGAGGCGACCAUGAAAGACAUGACUGUUCCAUUCUCGCUUCGUUGCGUUGUCGCCGAUCACAUCAUGAACAUCUCCGCCGUUAUUGUCGGGUUGAAACGACUUGCAAAUCGAGUCGAUAAGAUCAGUGAUGUCGAUGCAAUUACCAUACGUGCGGCACGAACGAUUGUCCGCACUCUGCUGUAUUUUGAUCAGGACGGUAGCGCAAGAGUUCAGAAAAAACCUGGUUCAACAAACUACUUCAUUCACUUUAUGAACUUCUACCCCUUCUGUGCAGUAUUCACGCUCUACGAACACAUUAUGGCUUGCACCAAUCCUGAAGAGUGUGAGGAAGAUGUUCGUCAGCUGGAGCGGGUCGCUGAUGCUAUGGAGCACACCAGCAAGACUAUCCUCUCGGAUCUCAAGCCGUUCACGAAGACCAUCAAGGCGCUCAAUAGAGUGUGUCGGACCAUACAAGAUGAUCGCCGGAACAAAAUGCCCAGCUCUUCAGGAGGACAAUUAGCAGGCUCUGAUGACACGCAGCAACAGUCAACUAAUCUCAAUUUCAACACAGCCAUGCCAGAUCUUGAUCUAUCGGCCUUUGAUACAAUUCCUGACUUUCCGAUGACGAUGGACGGCGAUCUCGACCCGCUUGGAUUUGUACGAGCGAUGGAAAACGACUUCAUAGGCCGCAACUGGAACGAGAAUUGGUGGGACAUUGGUGAUACUGUGAAUGACGUGUUGAGCCAGGUCAACAGCAGGCAGCUCUAUCGAUGCCAACACCAAACACUUGACGAGACGGAUCUACUUACAUACUGACAUUGUGUCGGUAUCAGAGAAAUGUGUUUGCGACAAAAUUGUCCUAUGUGUACUCCAUAGUGCGGAGCCGGUACUCUGGAAUGUUUUGUCGGGUUACAGCCAGUGCAUCGCUCACAUUAUGUUCCCACAAGGCCUUAACACAGGGCCGCUGUCAAAAAGUAUUCGGAUUCAUCUUGUUCGGAAGCUUGUCAUGGCCUUCAACUCUCGUGAAGAGUCAAAUAGAGU
Boeremia exigua is the source of this 2467-nucleotide messenger RNA. RefSeq lists its product as uncharacterized. The coding region runs from base 161 to 2242 and encodes 693 amino acids. The transcript has 6 exons. Lineage: Eukaryota; Fungi; Ascomycota; Dothideomycetes; Pleosporales; Didymellaceae. The record is from RefSeq and is a predicted model, not a curated record. Gene Ontology annotation, biological process: regulation of DNA-templated transcription. Gene Ontology annotation, molecular function: DNA-binding transcription factor activity, RNA polymerase II-specific; zinc ion binding.